AUGGGUGGACCAAAGAUCGAGGACGAUGGCGCCACUUCCUCCACCAUCUUCUCAGAGUCAAAUUUCGAGACAGAAGAAAGACUCUCAAUCCAGAAGCCAAGUCGCCUCGGCGACAAGCGUGCCAGCCACAUCAGCAUGGCUUCCACAGACACCAACCCGCAGGACUCGGCAGAGCCAGAGCUCGUCAACAUGGACCAGAUUGAGGAGACCGCAACAAGCGACCAUGCUGACACUCCUCCACCAGCGGCACCGGACAUCGCCAAGUCAUCCAAGGCUAAGUGGAAGGACCUCUUUGCCUUCCUCCAGCCCUGGCACUACAUCGUCCUCGCAUCCGCCCUCCUCGCAACAGCAAUCCAGGUCGGCACCGAGAUCGCGACAGUCAUUCUGCUCGGAAAGGUCUUCGAGGAGCUAGCACGCUUCGCAGCUGACGGAAAACAGCCCCCCAAAGCAUUCGACAAUGUCAUGUACUGGGUCCAUAUCCUGGCCGCCGUCGCUGCCGCCCACCUUCUCUCCAGCUUCUGGCUCCUCAAGUCUUGGAUCAAGUAUGGCGAGCAACAGGCUCUGGGCGCCCGCCUGAGACUCUUCAAGUCCAUACUACUCAGGGAUAUGGCCUGGUUCGACUCCUACGGAGAUGGCAUGCCGGCCAUGUUGACUGCGAACGAACGAAAUAUACGAGAACUGCAGAUUGCAAACAGCCAGGUCAUGGGCUUCCUCGCACACGACUCGAUGCUGUCUUUCGCUGGUGUCGUGGUCGCCUUCAUACACGGCCCUCUAAUGACCACUGUCAUCAUCGCGUCUAUUCCCUUGAUUGCGCUGCCAAUGCGAUUUCUGGGACAGCGGCUGGAGAAAGAGGUCGUUGCGCAAAAGGCGGAGCAAGUUGGUGCUAACAGGGUUGCGGCCGCGAGCCUCACCGGAAUCGAUCUGGUCAAGGUAUACAACGCCAAAGAGCACGAGUUGUACAGCUACAAACAGUCCGUCCGAGCCUCCGGAACCCAUGCCCGCAACCAGACACGGUGGAACGCGCUGCAGACGGCCUUCCUCAAGUUCUACAUGAUCAUAAUCUUCGUCGUCGGCUUCUUCUUCGGAGUCUUCCAGGUCACUCAGGGAGCCAUGAAGGUUGGCAACGUACUUGUUACUUUCUAUGCCGCCCUGACCACGUUCCAGGGCAUUGAAGGCCUGGGACCUCACAUCCUGACCCUGAUCAAGGGCAAGGCCGCCGGGAAAGUGUUGGAAGAUAAUGCGUCUCAACGUGAGCAUCGAAUGGACGGAGACCAGAAGCCUGGUGCUGUGCUGGGAAGAUUCGAACUCAAAAACGUCAGUUUCGCGUAUCCGUCGAACCCAUCAAUACCGGUGUUGAAGUCGGUGUCGAUGGAGAUCAAGCCUGGCAUGACAAAUUUCAUCAUCGGACGGAGCGGGUCAGGGAAGAGCACCAUCACCAACCUUUUCAUGAGAUUCUACGACCCUUUGGCCGGAGAUUUGUUCCUUGAUGGUGUCCCUCUUCAGACUCUGAGCGCCUCAUGGUUGCGUCGGAAUCUUACUCUGGUGCAACAACAGAGCACCCUCUUCAGCGACACCCUCCGCGCAAAUAUCACGCUCGGCCACAUCUUCCCCGAGUCUGUGGGUCCCGAAGAGGUAAAGGCCGCAUGCGACAUGGCACUCUUGCAAUCGACUAUCCUCAACCUGCCCGAUGGGCUCGACACCAUGGUUGGAUUGGGUGGUCACAACCUCAGCGGCGGCCAGAAGCAGCGCGUGGCUUUGGCGCGGGCAAGACUGCGAAGCGCGCCAGUGCUUAUCCUCGAUGAAAUUACCAGCGGCCUGGAUCCCAAGUCCAGGCAGAUGAUAAUCGAGGCUAUCAGAGUCUGGCGGGCAGGGAAGACCACCAUCAUCAUCACCCACGACGUUGAACAGGUCGGCGAUGACGACCAAGUUUUCGUCAUGGAAGACGGUGCUGUCAAAGAGUCGGGCAUUUGCAAGUACCUCCUCUGUAUGGAAGAGAGUUGCUUCUCUCAUAUGCGAGCACUUGGCCCGCUGCCCCCCGGUUUCGUUAGUGGACAGAAAGAGAUUGCGGGAGAGUCUGGCAGUUCCUCGGACUCGGACUCGGACGAAGCGUCCAGGGUCCCGCUGUUCUACAUGUCUGGCACUGAGGGCAGCAUGUCGACCAAAUCGCGCCUCAACAGGAUAACGCUGGUGCCGCCAAGCGGGAGUUCUGGCGUGAGACAGUUUUUCGAGCGACGCCCCAUCACGGCCGGUCUUUUGCCCAAGGGCGACGUACUCCCCAAAGGGCCGCUACAUGGCCAAGACUCCUCUCGAAAACCAUCCCAGCAGUCGCAGCGUCGCAAGAGCAGUCUUGAGAUUCUCCAAGACCAGGGGCUAUCAGCACGUGCAGCCAGGCUGGGGACUAGCGGCCAGGCAGAGUCCUCGAGUCCGCGGAGAAGGAUCAGCCUUGUGCCCCAUGACACCAUCGCCAAGGAACCACUCCCCAGCCCGCCUGCUGCUGAAACGGGACAAGAAGCGGAUAAGAAGAAGAAAUCGAGGUCGAUAAUCCAAGUUUUGAAAACUGUAUGGCCUACUCUCGACAGAAAACACCGCCUCUAUGCUUCUGCGAGCCUUCUGGGCUGUGUGGUUGCAGCCGCUUGCAACCCUCUCUUUGCAUAUGCCUUUGCAAACCUUCUGCAGGCCUUCUGGGCCCCAGGAGACAAGCUGAGGGUUGGUAUGCAGUGGGCUCUGGUCAUGGCGGGCGUCGGCGUGGUCGAUUUCGCAGCCCUUUUCGUCGCAUUCUCCCUUGCCGGCGUCGUUGCCCAGCAGUGGGUGGACUCACUCAAGGUCGAUGGCUUUUUUCGCAUCCUCUGUCAGCCGCGGGCUUGGCAUGACAAGUCGACAAACUCACCCAGCCGAAUAUGCGACAUCCUCGACCGGGGCGCAGAAGAGAUGAGGAGCAUCGUGGCCCAGUUUGUGCCGAUUGCUAUCAUGGUUGUGUUGAUGGUCCUGACGGGGCUGAUCUGGGCCCUCGCCAUCCUGUUCAAGCUGGCCAUGGUGGUUGUAGGCAUGCUGCUGUUCGCCGCCAUGACCGUCUACUACUCGUCCCGCACGAGCGACAUAUGGGAGACUAGGUGCAACAGCGCCGCCGAGUCUACCGGCUCCCUGUUUGCCGAGGUGGUCAGCAACAUCCGCAUCGUCCGCGCCUUUUCGUUGGAGAGGCACUUUGCCGAAAAGUUCUCCCGCAGCAGCCGGGACGUGUACAGGUUCGGGAAGCAGCGGGGAUGGCUGACGGGUGUGUGGUAUGGUCUUCACUGCUCCAUCAGCGACUGGAUCAUCGUCAUCAUCUUCUCGUACGGCAUGUUCCUGGUCACCAACCAAGGCGAGGCUUCAGUCAGCUCCGUCAUGCAGGUCGUGAACCUGCUGCUUUUCACCACGGGAAACGCGAUCGCCAUGCUGGGCAGCAUCCCGCAAAUUGCGGCCGCGCAAGCCAAGGCGAACCAGAUCCUGAACUUCGCAGGUCUGCCUCUGGAGUCCACAUUUGAACAGCAAGGAGAAAAGAGGAUUCUGACACCAUUUCCGAUCAUCUUCCGCGAUUUGCGCUUCGCAUACCCCAGCCGACCGUCGGUCAGGGUACUACGCAAUGUCAACCUUACGAUACCAAGCAAUGGGUGCACUGCCAUCGUGGGCGCCUCGGGCUGCGGGAAGAGCACCAUCCUGUCCUUGAUUCUGCGACUUUACGAGCCUCCAAACAGCCAGUCAUCUGCGGGCGAGCUAGCAUUGUCGACAGUGGACACCCCACAGGAUCCUAUCUCUCAGCUGUCAAUGGGAGCUGGCACGCGGAGGGCAUCGGUCACAUUCAAUUCUGAGCCACUGCUUACAUUCGCUGGCAUCGAUGCGCGCCAAGUUUCGACUGGAGCACUGCGUGCCAAGAUGGCGUACGUGCCGCAAAACCCGUUUCUGUAUCCCCAAACGAUCGCAGCAAACAUCACGUACGGUCUUCCUGAAGACGCUACUCUGCGCUCGCAGACCAACAUUGAGGAAGCGGCCCGAGCUGCCGGAAUCCACGACUUUAUCGUCUCGCUCCCACAAGGCUACAGCACCGUUGUCGGCGAUGGCGGCGUCUCUGUGUCCGGUGGUCAAGCGCAGAGACUAUGCAUCGCUCGCGCGCUGGUUCGGCGACCUCACUUGCUAGUUCUUGAUGAGCCUACGAGUGCUCUAGACGCAGAGGGCCGAAAUCUGGUGCUCGAAACAAUAUCGAAUCUAGUAGGCGGCCAUGGAGCCAAACCCCGGAGUGCCAGCGCCAUGGCAGAGUUCCCUAUCACAAACACGAGGCCGCGCUCAUCGGGAGUGGGCUUCUACUUUGAUGAGGCGACACACCAGCGGCACCAGAAGAACCCGAGCUACGGCGACAGUCAGCCCACCAGCCCCGAUUGUGGUGGCUCGCGGAACAUGGCGGUUGUGAUAGUCACGCACUCUCGGGAGGUGAUGAGGACUGCGGACCGCAUCGUGGUCAUGGACGGAGGGUGCGUGGCCGAGGAGGGCACCUACGAUGGCCUCUUGACCUCUCGGGGAAAGCUCGCCGAGCUUCUCGGGGGCAUCACGCGCCCACCGCCAGGACCACGGAAGCUGUCGGUCCAAAUUCCCAGGGUAUACCUCGAAGGUUAUGGCCCGGCCUCGCACCUGGACUCGUCGGAGGCCCCAGAGGUGCGGACCAACGUAAAUACCAACCCUCUGAUGGCCCAGGCGCGGGCAAGAAAUCAGUUCUUCGGUGAGGGGGUAAACUGGCGCCAGCAGAGCUCGUCCUAGAAGGACGAGGACUACGACGACCCCUUGGAUCCAGGCGAGCCCCCGCGAGCCGCUGCGAGCUCCUAUAUCUGGCCCGGGUCGUAUGGCAGCCCAGCUAGGAGGAGUGGCGAUGGGAAUGUGAGAAGGAGUGACAUCUGAGUAGCAUGGAAGGCGAAUUGCUAGGUGUAUGGCUUACCACUGGGCUCUGGUGCCCUGUAUUCUUGGUCGAUGCGUGUGGAGAGAAGUUACAAAGGGUAGACACUGGUGGGUUUUUUUUGUCGUGUGGGCUCGUGGCUCUUUGCAUUAUAUAUCGUCGUACAUGCACUUUCAGCUGGUUGGCGAACAGCAAGAACUGAAUUUGGGGACAGGUAAUGAUGGAGCAGUCAUUACGACUUUCGCCUGGUCUUAUAAGUAUAUUCUCUCAGGUACCUAGCAGUUUAGACAGUACUUAACGAUGGGCGUAUCGAAUCUCUCCCAGAUUGGGCCUCCCGGUAUGGUAUAGUUCUAGCAAAUUCGGCGUUAAUGUGUGACUUGGAGCUG
Messenger RNA from Gaeumannomyces tritici R3-111a-1, 5304 nucleotides. Its product is annotated as lipid A export ATP-binding/permease msbA. Lineage: Eukaryota; Fungi; Ascomycota; Sordariomycetes; Magnaporthales; Magnaporthaceae. Gene Ontology annotation, cellular component: membrane. The transcript is spliced from 3 exons. Bases 1 to 4785 code for a protein of 1594 amino acids. Gene Ontology annotation, biological process: transmembrane transport. Gene Ontology annotation, molecular function: ABC-type transporter activity; ATP binding; ATP hydrolysis activity. The record is from RefSeq and is a predicted model, not a curated record.